Messenger RNA from Athalia rosae (coleseed sawfly), 1950 nucleotides. RefSeq names its product alanine--glyoxylate aminotransferase (gene Agxt). The transcript has 7 exons. The record is from RefSeq and is a predicted model, not a curated record. Gene Ontology annotation, molecular function: L-alanine:glyoxylate transaminase activity; L-serine:pyruvate transaminase activity. NCBI's taxonomy places the organism in Eukaryota, Metazoa, Arthropoda, Insecta, Hymenoptera, Athaliidae. The coding region runs from base 166 to 1362 and encodes 398 amino acids. Gene Ontology annotation, cellular component: peroxisome.
UUAUCGCAUGGUUUGAGAUAAGUAAAAUACUGCUGAUAGCGCAUCUUAAAACGAACUUUGCAACUGUUUUAGCUUAUUUGAUCAGUUUAGUAUUGCCGUGGCGGUGGUAGAACGCGAACGUGUCUUUAGGAAUAUUAAACGAGUCAUUAUUAUACACGAAGCGAGAUGAUUUCAUCAUGUUGGUCGAGGAACGCUGUCCAUCCGGAGCCUCCGAAAUCGCUUUUGUCACCGCUAGUUGUUCCAGAAAAGACUUUGAUGGCUCCAGGUCCAAGCAACAGUUCAACCCGCGUACUCAACGCCAUGAAAAAUCAAAUCCUCGGACAUUUACAUCCGGAAAUAUGUGAGAUGAUGGACGAGAUCAAAGCUGGACUUCAGUACGUUUUCCAGACAAAAAAUCGUCUCACUCUUGCGAUCAGUGCCUCGGGGCACGGAGGAAUGGAAGCUUGCCUCGGUAAUAUCCUUGAGAAAGGGGAAACUGUUUUAAUAUCAAAAUGUGGAAUAUGGGGAGAGAGGGCUGCAAAUAUGGCGACCAGAAUCGGCGCCCACGUAGAAUUCCUCGAAACUGAACCUGGAGUGGCUUUUACCUUGGAUCAGCUCGAACUGGCGGUUAGAAAACAUCGUCCAACUGCCGUCUUUGUAGUCCACGCCGAAUCUUCAACUGGAAUGAAACAGCCCCUUCAGGGUGUCGGUGAAAUCGUUCAUAGGUACGGCGGUCUGCUAAUCGUUGACACUGUGGCCUCUUUGGGAGGUGAGCCAUUUUAUGCCGAUGCUUGGGGCGUCGACGUCGUUUAUACCGGAAGUCAGAAAGUUCUCGGUGCCUCUCCUGGAAUAACACCGGUCACCUUCAGCCCCGCCGCAGAGAAGAAAAUAUUCGAAAGAAGAACUCAAGUCCCAGUUUAUUACUGGGACAUGACAAUCUUGGGUGAUUACUGGUCAUGUUUUGACAAACCGACACGCGUGUAUCACCAUACAAUAAGUGCCACAUUGGUUUACGGUUUGAGAGAAGCUUUGGCUCAGCUAGCCGAAGAAGGUCUCAGAAAUACCUGGGCAAGACACGCCGCGGCGGCUGAAAGAUUAGAAAAAAAACUUUCGGCGUUGGGCUUAGAAUUUUUUAUUCCAAAUCCCGAAAAUCGCCUGAAAACUAUCGUCUCCAUAAAAAUCCCCGAUGGCGUGGACUGGAAGGUCGUAGUGGACCACGCUAUGAAAAAAUACAGGAUGGAAAUUGGCGGUGGUCUUGGCCCAACGGUGGGUAAAAUUUUUCGCAUUGGUGUGAUGGGUGUAAAUGCGAGUGCAGAUCACGUGGACCGGCUCUUUGGAGCCUUAGAUGAGGGAUUGAGAUAUGCUCGCAGGUCCAAAUUGUAAAUGUCUCAAACAUUUCAAGUCGUUAUCGUGGCGUGAAAGUUCUUCACUGGAUUACUACACCUGCGCCGUUAUGUGAUGAGAAUAGUUUAAACCGUUCAAUUAAUGUAUGUUUAUAUUUGUGAGCGGAUCAACGAACUACGCAAGUCGAUUUCUAUAUCCCUGUCGGUAUGUACUCGAUUCUUGGAACAUAUCGAGAGCCUGAAGAGAGCACGAUCAGCGAAAAACCGGCCCGACAAAGUGGGAAAUACUAAGAGGAUAGAUUCUCUCUUUAUAUGUUAGCUCCGUAGUAGGAUAUCCCCGAAUUCCGUGUUGAAAUUGAGAAUAGAAAUAGUUCAGCUACAUGAAUGUUAUCCUUAGAUAUUGCGAAAAUUAUAUUUCAGUCUCUAGUCCUCAAGGUCAGAGUAUUAUUUGAAUUAUCUUCAGAAGGAUCCAGAAAUCUAGGUUUUUUCAAUGAUUAACGGAGUCAGUUUGUAUUAAUUGUAAGCAUAUGAAUGGCAUGAUUAAAAUUUAUAACACACAUAUUUGAUUACUACUGCGUGGACUACUCACGAUUGAAUAAACUAAUCGUCGUUUUGAGCUGUUUCCUAA